AUGGCUGAUGUUAUGGAUGACAUCCCUCCUGCCUUCGACGACGAAAGUGAUGCUGGCAAUCACACCAUUAUGGCCGAUGCUUCCGGCUGUGAUGGUGAGCCACAUAGUGGGGAUUUCUCGGACUCGGAUUCAAGUCAUUCUGGUGCUAUGGACGAUGUAGAGUCGGCUAUUACGGCAGACCAUACGCCCAUAUGGCCCGCCGGGGAGGCACCCAAUUUCCGGUACAAGCUAUCGACUUAG
This is a messenger RNA of Peronospora matthiolae, 240 nucleotides long. The record is from the annotation of a GenBank genome assembly. Lineage: Eukaryota; Oomycota; Peronosporomycetes; Peronosporales; Peronosporaceae.